Molecule: messenger RNA, 1706 nt
Organism: Anopheles coustani
Lineage: Eukaryota; Metazoa; Arthropoda; Insecta; Diptera; Culicidae
Gene: Rbp1
Product: RNA-binding protein 1
Exons: 4
Coding region: 191-589 (132 amino acids)
Biological process (GO): mRNA splicing, via spliceosome
Cellular component (GO): nuclear speck
Molecular function (GO): RNA binding
Source: RefSeq, a predicted model, not a curated record
CGACAGGAAAAUCUUAAAACGUAAAAGUACGCAUCAAAUACUCGUCUGCGUUUUGACCAAAAUUAGGCUGUUCCUGGGCAACUAUUCUUGACUAAUUUAUCAAAAUCGUGUAAAUUAGCGCAGGUUUUAUCUACGCCUUCCCUAUUCGCGGCCAGCAGUAGUCAAAGUAAAAUUCAUCAAACUGGAUAAAAUGUCUCGUUAUCGUGAGUGGGACCUGCAGUGCAAGGUUUACGUAGGUAACCUGGGCUCGUCUGCGUCGAAGCACGAGAUCGAAAGCGCGUUUGGCAAAUACGGCCCAUUGCGGAAUGUUUGGGUCGCUCGCAAUCCACCCGGAUUCGCCUUUGUAGAAUUUGAGGAUAAACGUGAUGCCGAAGAUGCGGUUCGUUCGCUUGAUGGAACACGGUGCUGUGGCACGCGUAUCCGCGUUGAGAUGUCGUCCGGUAGAUCGCGACGGGACGAACGUACCCGCAGACCUCGCCGCUCCUACAGAUCCCGAUCGCCCCGUCGCUCCAGGUCGCGCAGCCGCAGCAUGAGCCGUGAACGUGAUCGCGAUCGCCGAAGCCGCAGUGGAUCCCGCGAUCGCCGCUAAGGCGUAAAGUGUGUGUAUGCCGCGGGGGGAGAGAGCGGGUGGAAUUGUAGGUGACCAAGGCGGUAUACAAGUAAGCAGGGUAGGAAGGAAAAGUGUGGAGCAUAUUGACAUGCGUAACGGUUGGACAAGAAGAACCAUUCGUACGUUGUCUUUCAUCUAUAUAUAUGUAUAUUUUUUCUUUACUCGCAACUUUUCUUCAUUGCAUAACAGAAUUAGCGAACAGGCGGAGGAUUAUCAGGAGGGGGAUGGAAGGAAGGAUAAGCUUAGUACCGAUCAACAUUUGACCAUACAAAGGCAACUCCACGUAGUGUGUAGCAAGGCAGGCAAGAAAAGUGUAGUCGUGGAUUAAAAAGUGAGUUAGAAGGGCAGCAUGCGAACUCGCCAGGAUGUAGUUGACAUAGUAUUUAGUGUCCCUCUGCAGUAAUCGAUGGGGCUUCUCUUGCCCGGUGCCGAUCGCGCUGCGUUUAUGGUUAGUGAACAAUUUUUACCUCCCCAAGGAUCGGCAGGAUCGGUAGGAUUGUGAACUUUCACCAGGCGCGGUAGUGUGUGAAAGUGGCGAAGCAAAGGUGUAGGAAAAGGUUUUCUUUUUAAUUAUUGGAACUGAAUUCCCCAAAGUAGGGGGAAGAGCAUUUUUUUUUCUUUUAAAAGUUUGUCCACCAUUCUUCUCGAAAUCACCUACCGCCAACCACCCUCCUCCCCUCGGGACAUCCAAGUUUUCUUGCGGAACGCAGUAAAUUCUCUACAUGGACAGUGUCAUCCGUAAUCGUAUCGUAAGUCGAUGGCGCGAACUUGUAACACACUUUCUUCGCGGCACUUGAUAAGUAUUUCUUCACGGUGUUGUGUGUCCUCUGCAGGACGGACACAAACCAACAACAAUGGCGCAGUUCGAGUAGCGUGUUAGUGUGUUGUGCGUGUGCGUGUGUGCGAAACUCCGGAACUAGUUUUCAGUUUACCAGUCGAAUUCGUGAUGCAUUAACACCACACUCCUUUAUUAUCCUUUUUUUUUUUUUACUUGGAGGAGCAGAAACGAAACAAAACGUAAAAAACUUAUUUAGCUGUAGUACCUUAACGUAAUGAUACUUGAUGAUAAAUAGACGGUACGCGAAGUACAAAAGAA